This is a messenger RNA of Pollicipes pollicipes, 872 nucleotides long. RefSeq lists its product as uncharacterized. NCBI's taxonomy places the organism in Eukaryota, Metazoa, Arthropoda, Thecostraca, Pollicipedomorpha, Pollicipedidae. The record is from RefSeq and is a predicted model, not a curated record.
UGUCCGGGCAGGUGCACCGCGGAGGGGCGCUCAGUCGUGACCGACCACCGGCUGGCAGCAGUGCGCGCGUGCUGUGACGAAGUCAGCUCUGCCUCCGCAGCGUGGGGCCGCACCGGGCCGAGACCGCCGGCGACGCCGGAACUCUGACGAGACCCCGGCGGGGUCAACUCCGCGGCGAUGGCGGUGCUGUUCGUGCUCGCUGUCGUGUCCGCCUGUCUGCGAGGCGUGCAGUCUGUGCAGAUCACGGAGCUGUCCGUGCCCUCUACGGUACUCAACGGCUCCGUGCCCAGCGUCGUACUCGACUGCCUGUACGCGCUGGACACGCCCAACAACACCGCCUCCGGCCUGGUGGUCAAGUGGUACCACAACCGCAGCCCGGCGCCCGUCUACCAGUGGAUCCCCGGCUACCCACCGCAGGCGUUCGGCCUGCUCCGAGGUCACGUCAACCUGGGUCACGUGGCCAGCGAAGACCCGCUGAUGCGUCACCGAGCUGUUCAGCUGAUCCAGCCGCGACCAGAGCUGAGCGGGGAGUUCACCUGCAAGGUCACCACGUGGUCAGGCGUGGCGUCGUCCACCAAACGGAUGGUCAUCUACGCUCCGGUCAAGACGAUGAGUAUAUCGGCCUCAAAACCGUCGUCGCACCGAGUGACCUUGACCUGCCAGGCUGAGGGCAUGUACCCGGAGCCUGAGGUCAGCAUAGUGGUCCAGGGAUCGCAAUCCAGCAGGGAGCGGCUGAGGGGCCUACAGGUGACGAAGGCGCUGGUGGACGGCGCCUACAGCGUCCGGGUGACCAAGCAGCUGGACGACCGGCAGAUCCCGGCCCAGUGUCUGAUCCACUGUCUGCUCGUCCUGCCGCACACCGGCUACUCGGU